GAAGAAAACACGUUCGCGCGCUACCCGUAAUAAAGAAGAAGAAGACGGUAGUCAAGAUGGCUGCCAGCUGGGUGUCUCCUCGUCUGUCCUCCGUCACCUGCCUCCUGCUGGCGCUGGCACUGAUUCCUCGCGCCGCCCAGGCGUUGACCUGCUCGGUGUGCAACUCGGUCUUCGACAAGGACUGCCUCACCUCACCGCAGAAUUACGUCAAGGAGUGCGUGGCACCUCCGCAGUACAACAGCAGCGAUUACCCGCCCUUGUGCCGGAAGAGCAGGCUCGUGGUGUACAAGCCCGAAAUGCCACUGCGGGUGUCGCGCUCCUGCGGCUACCUCAAGGACUUGCACGAUAAGGACUGCCGUGAUGUUUACCCAACGGGCAUGUUCCUCGAGGUGUGCCAGUGCUUCACGGAUGCAUGCAACGCGGCGCCACCGUCACUGCCCUUCGGCGCCGGCGCCACCUGGCGGACGUGGUGGUGGCCAGCCGUGACCAUCAUCUUAGCGCUGUUUCAGUGACGCCGAGUAAAACAGCGCGGCCCCCGUGUCAGUGUCGUUGAGUUCUUUGCGCGGACGUAACCACUCGGUUGACGGCGCGGCGACGAUGACGCGAGAAAGGCCUCGUUGCUCGUCCCAUUAUUUGCGCUGUUCGCAAUGUCGACUGCUAAACAACUAUCCCAUCUUCGCGCUCUCGUCCCGCUGGUCAGAAAUGAGUGCAGUUGUGAAUGAAAAGUCUCAGUUUCGCCCAAAAGACGGAAGCAUUGAUUGCGAUAACGAUGUAUUACCCAAGUGCACGAGUCAACUUGAAAAGAAGACGCAAUAGGAGAACGGCCUCGCGAGGCUCGUGCUCGCCUUCACAGAAGAAGAAAACGUCACGCGGAGUGCGGCCGCGUUCUGCCCCGCUGGAACGUCUGGAAAAACCCAGCCCCCGGUCGCGCCAUGGAGAAGAGCCCCUUCACCGCCAGGGACUUCGUGGUGGAGAGCGUCCUCAACUACUUGGAGACCGAGGAGCUCUUCACAUGCGCCGAGGUGAACCGGUUGUGGCAGGCGGUCGCCCUGUCCCUGCUGCGAAGGAAGCUGGUCUCCAUCUCCGUCUGCUGCACGCCGGACUCGGAGCGGGCUACCCCCGCCUCAGCACUGGGCAGCUCGCACGUUUCGUUGACAUCUUCUGCUCCAAGUUUUCGCGCUUCCGAAACAUCGCGCGCAUGGCAGGACUGCGACCAUCGCUGGUUUUCCUCUCCCACCACGCCGAUCUCGGCGAGGACAAGCGAGUGGUGGAGCGCCUGCGCGAGUUCCUGCCCCCGGACUCAGUCAUCGUGUAUUUCAAGCUGGAGCUCGUCCCAACCGUGAACGACACCGAGGAGGCCACGCACGAGGGCAUCUUCGGCGAGUUCCUGUUCCGCGUCGAGGACGACGCAUCCGCGAAGGCGCCAGCCACCACCUCCGAAGAGGCCGAUGACCAGCCGUGGCAACAACCAGAUGGCGCCAUCCCCGGGCCGUCGUGGUGGCGCCCACGGGUCCAAGAGACGCAGUCCGUGCCGCCAUCGGGCCUUGCUACAGACCUGCCCGGGCCGUCCACCGCAGUGGCACCGCUGUGCCCGUGGCCUCGCCGUCCGCGCCUGGCGCCGGGCGGCGAGCGAGGUGCGUUGUUUCGCAACGUGCUCCCGGGUGUGCUCGUGUUCCAGGCGCUGCACGUGACCGCGGCUAACAUCGAGGGCAACGCGGUCACGUCGUUCUUCACGGAGGAAGCCACCGGCAGGACCAUGCAGGUGACGUCGGCGGCUGUCUUCAGCGUCAUGCCGAGCAGCCAGCUGGAGCCGCUCAUGGGCCGGCUGAGCGAGGAGUUAGGCUCGACCGACGACGCCAUCGCCGUGGUGUUCCCGCGCAACCAGGACGAGGUGCUCGGAGAACUGGAGGCGUUCGAGCGCGACUUCCCCUCCGUCCCGGCGCUGGCGAACCAGGCCACCGAAUUCAACGUGGACGGCCAGUACGCGCCCAUGAGCAGGCUCAAGGUGAUCCUGCUGCUCAUCAAGCUGCUCGACUGAGCCCGGUGAGCGGUGUAUCGCAAGCGAGACAGAGCUUGGUCACCAGGCCCUUCUCCACCCACCGACCACGCCAUCGAAACUGAAUUGUAUAUAAUAUGUAAAUUAGAUAUUACCAUAAAGAGCGCCUUAUUUGCCCCACUCA
This is a messenger RNA of Dermacentor albipictus, 2180 nucleotides long. RefSeq lists its product as uncharacterized. The record is from RefSeq and is a predicted model, not a curated record. NCBI's taxonomy places the organism in Eukaryota, Metazoa, Arthropoda, Arachnida, Ixodida, Ixodidae.